CCGCGAAAAGCUUCUAAACAAAAAUACAGAGUCACACACUGAGACAAAUUUGAGAGAGAAUGGAAGUAUCGAGUCUCCCAAUUUCAGCUUCGCAUAGAGCAAAGUUGAUAUCCGCCGGCUACAUUUCUAUCUCCUCCCUCAGCUCUAUCUCGCCGGCCCACCUCGCCCGUGAUUUGGGGAUUUCAGAGAACGAGGCUACUGGGAUUUUGAAGGUGGCAUCCCAAAGGGGUGGACCGGAGAGAACCAUUCCAAGUCACCACUCUAUUGUUGAUGGUUUGAGGGCACAGACCGCCUGGGACAUGUUGCAUGAGGAGGAAUCAUGCAGAAGAAUUACCACAUCAUGUGCAGAUCUUGAUGACAUCCUAGGUGGAGGAAUAAGUUGCAAAGAAGUUACUGAAAUUGGUGGAGUGCCAGGAAUUGGUAAAACACAACUUGGUAUUCAACUUGCCAUCAAUGUUCAAAUUCCACUUGAAUACGGUGGCCUUGCAGGGAAAGCAGUUUAUAUUGAUACGGAAGGCAGCUUUAUGGUUGAACGUGUUCAGCAAGUUGCUGAAGCAUGCAUCAAAGACAUGCAAGAAUAUGAUAGCUUUCUACGUAAAGAUUUGCCAGCCCGUCAAGUAAAUCUGCAGGCAAAUGAUUUUCUUGCCAAUAUAUACUACUUUCGCAUUUGCAGUUACACAGAGCAAAUCGCCGUGAUAAAUUACUUGGAGAAGUUCAUUUCAGAGCAUAAAGAUAUCAAGGUUGUUAUUGUUGACAGCAUUACUUUUCACUUCCGUCAAGAUUUUGAUGACAUGGCACUUAGAACUCGAUUACUUGGUGGAAUGGCCUUGAAGUUGAUGAAACUUGCAAAGAAAUUUACUCUAGCAGUUAUUUUGUUGAAUCAAGUAACCACCAAGUAUUCGGGAGGUUCAUUUCAACUGACUCUUGCUCUAGGUGAUAGUUGGUCACAUGCUUGUACAAAUCGUAUCAUUUUGUACUGGAAUGGCAAUGGACGCUAUGCCCAUAUUGACAAGUCACCUUCUAUUCGAUCAGCAUCUGCUCCAUAUGCUGUAACUGGCAGAGGGAUCCGAAAUUUGGCUUCAAACUGUAAACGAGUCAAACUGAUGUAAGUUUAUACUGACUCGCUAGAAAUCAAUGCAGGGGUGCUUUGUUUCCUUGUAGCUUUGUAAUUAUAGAACCAAUUUGUUGUCUGAGGCUGAAUGACAAUGAAUCAAAUCGCCUGGUGGUAAAAUCAACGUUUUAGUCAUCUCUCCUUCCAUUAUCCCCAUCACAAGGACUUCAGAACUUUCGAGAACACCUGUUCUUACAACAUAAUUUGUAAUAUACCAUGGAUACAUCUGAAAAUUUAGAAGUCAACUUU
Messenger RNA from Coffea eugenioides, 1360 nucleotides. RefSeq names its product DNA repair protein RAD51 homolog 3. Gene Ontology annotation, molecular function: crossover junction DNA endonuclease activity; ATP binding; ATP-dependent DNA damage sensor activity. Gene Ontology annotation, cellular component: Rad51B-Rad51C-Rad51D-XRCC2 complex; replication fork; Rad51C-XRCC3 complex. Lineage: Eukaryota; Viridiplantae; Streptophyta; Magnoliopsida; Gentianales; Rubiaceae. The coding region runs from base 60 to 1109 and encodes 349 amino acids. Gene Ontology annotation, biological process: meiotic DNA recombinase assembly; reciprocal meiotic recombination; DNA repair. The transcript has 9 exons. The record is from RefSeq and is a predicted model, not a curated record.